Jatropha curcas is the source of this 2456-nucleotide messenger RNA. RefSeq names its product cyclic nucleotide-gated ion channel 1. The record is from RefSeq and is a predicted model, not a curated record. Lineage: Eukaryota; Viridiplantae; Streptophyta; Magnoliopsida; Malpighiales; Euphorbiaceae.
GGCAAUUUUAGUUUAUUCAAACGAAGUGUUACAUUUUUCGUUUCUGCUCUUAUAUUUUUCCCCUCUCAUUCCUCAGAGGCGAAGACCAUAACUGCCGUUAACUACUCUGUCCACUGUCCCGAAACUUUCUUUCCUAGCAAGUCCAUCUCUACGAAAUUUCCACUCCAGAUCAUUUAAUCGUUAUUUUGCUUUCUCUGUCUCUCUCACAGGCACACUCUUAUUCUCCCUAAUCAUCUAUUCUAAAAAUGAAGAGCUUCUAGAGCACUCAGCUGCCAUUUUUUCUGUUGGUUUUGCUCUUUACUUUCUGUUUGCUUUCUGAGAAAAUAUCGCAAUAGCAUAAAGAGAGAGAGAGACACCAAAGAGAAGACGGGAACGACGACGAUAACUAGUUAAAAAUCCCGUUUUUAUUGUGGUGACUGCCGAGAGGUCUGAAAUUCGGAUUGGACCAAGCCAAGUCAGGAAUAUGAUAAGGGGAAAUAAAUUUGUUAGUUCAGAUUGGAAGACUGGAUUUCAGAGAAAUCUAACAGUUCAGAAAGACAACAUUCCAGAGAUGUUGGUUUUUAUACAGGAAAGCACAAGCAAACCGUAAUCGCAAUUUCGGAUAGUAUCCACAGUUGGGAAAUGGGUUCUGACAGGUUUGAAGGGUUGAGAAUACCAGCAAAAGAAUCAGCCACUAAAAGGAAGAUUCUUGAUCCACAGAGCUCAUUUCUCCAGAAAUGGAACAUGAUAUUUUUGCUUGUUUGUCUUCUUGCACUAUCCUUAGAUCCUUUUUUCUUUUACAUUCCAGUGAUUGAUGGGUUUCAAAAAUGCCUUCAUUUGGAUAGGAAAUUGGGAACUAUAACUUGUGUUCUUCGCACCUUACUUGAUUUGUCUUAUGCACUUCGCAUGAUAUUUCAGUUUCGUACUGGGUUUAUUGCCUCUUCUUCUCACUCAUUUGGAAAAGGCAAAGUGGUUGAAGAUCCUGUAAUUAUAGCUAGAAGAUACUUGACCUCCAACUUGAUCAUUGAUGUCAUAUCAAUUCUUCCACUUCCUCAGGUAGUAGUUCUAAUCGUCAUUCCCAGCUUGAAUGGUCCUGUUUCAGUGGCUGCUACAGAUUUGUUGAAGUUUGUUAUUCUUUGCCAGUAUGUGCCAAGAUUCAUGAGAAUCUACCCUCUGUUCAAAGAAUUACGUAGAAGCUCUUGCCCGUUGAUGGAAAGAAGAUGGGUUGGAAUUGGUUAUAAUAUCUUUCUGGGUGUUCUAUUUAGUCAUGUAAUUGGAGCCUGUUGGUACUUUUUCUCAGUAGAACGUGAAGAGACCUGCUGGCGUAGAGCGUGCGAAGCCGCUUCGUGUCAUAGUAAAGAUCUUUACUGUGGAAACCACCGUGCAAAUAACGCCUUAAGCACAUUUCUGGAAGAUUCAUGCCCUUCUAUCCAGCUUGGUUCAAAUAUCUUCAACUUUGGAAUGUUCACUGAUGCUGUUGAUUCUGGUGUGGUGGGAUCAUGGAAUUUUUCUAAGAAAUUCAUCUACUGCUUUUGGUGGGGUCUGCAUAAUCUUAGCUCUUUCGGCCAAAACCUCCAGACAAGCACUUAUAUUGGAGAAAUUCUUUUUGCUCUUGUCGUAUCCGUUACAGGAAUGGCUUUAAUUUCAAUGCUUAUUAACACUAUGAUUCAGGUGUAUCUGCAAAGCCUUACAGUUAGACUAGAGGAAAUGAGAGUUAAAAUGAGAGAUGUAAAUCAAUGGAUGUCCCAUCGUAUGCUUCCAGAGGACCUAAGGGAGAGGAUUAGGACGUAUGAGCAAUACAAAUGGCGGACAACAAGAGGUGUGGAUGAAAAAAAUAUCAUCGAUGCACUUCCCAAAUACAUCAGGAGGGACAUAUAUCGCCAUCUCUACUUUGAUCUAAUCAUGAGAGUGCCAAAGUUUGCAAAAAUGGAUGAGCAAAUGUUGGAUGCAAUAUGUGAUCAUCUUAGGCCAGUGCUUUAUACAAAGGAUAGUUUGAUUUUUCGCGAGGGGGAUGCAGUUGAUGAGAUGCUAUUUAUCUUGAACGGUGAUCUAGUGAGUGUCACCACAAAUGGUGCUGUUUAUUUAAAGGCUGGUGAUUUUUAUGGAGAGGGGCUUCUUACAUGGGCAUUGGAUCCUCGAUCAAAAUCCAAGCUCCAUGUUUCGAGUAGAACUGUGCUGGCUUUGUCAGAGGUUGAAGCCUUUGCUUUAUUAGCUCAAGACUUGAAAUUUGUUGCCUCCCAAUUCCAACACACAUUCAGGUAUUUUUCUGUGCAAUGGAGAACAUGGGCAGCAGGCUGCAUACAGGCAGCUUGGCGACGUCACUGUAGGAGGAAGCAAGCUAAACCUCUAUGUUAAGUAGAAGAAAAUAUGCAAUGUGAAGUGAGGGUGCAACCUUGCCAAGCUUUUGACAUGCUAUAUUGCAAAAUUUUAUGAAAUUCUACUUCUAUUCUAUAAUAUUUGUCACAUUUAGAAUUUUA